Molecule: messenger RNA, 1365 nt
Organism: Penicillium pulvis
Lineage: Eukaryota; Fungi; Ascomycota; Eurotiomycetes; Eurotiales; Aspergillaceae
Product: DUF1776 domain-containing protein
Exons: 4
Coding region: 1-1365 (454 amino acids)
Source: RefSeq, a predicted model, not a curated record
AUGACAAGUGACGAUCAGUUCUUCUUCGACUAUCUUGCUUCCAUACCCCAUGACGUAAGGCGGUACUCCGAGCAAGUCGCCGACUCAAUCGACCGAUCGGUUGACCAUGCAGCGAACGCUAUCCGAAAUACUUUGUCCGAGCAGACAUGGCUACCGUCCUCUGUGCGGCCGCCGAUGCGCGCCUCUCAGAUGCGGUCAUCUCCCCGCGGCCUGACCGACCGAGUCCAGGACUGGAUGAUUCGGAAUCGCGCUUGGACCGCGGCUAUCCUUGCGUUUGUCGGGACUGGCUGUGUCCUGCUAUAUGGAAACAAGAAACUGAACGCGAAACGGAGGAAAGCUAGAAAGGCGGGUAAUGGGGCCCGAAAAGAGAUUGUUGUUGUUGCUGGAUCACCCCAUGAGCCUAUGACUAGGGCAAUCGCGACGGAUCUAGAGCGCCGGGGAUACAUAGUUUAUGUGACGGUUUCAUCUGCGGAUGAGGAACAUAUUGUCCAGUCGGAGAACCGGGCCGAUAUCAAAGCGCUUUGGCUGGAUCUGACCACCACACCCUCGAACCCCUCAGAUCUUCACCCUUCUCUACACGAAUUGCGCACCUUGAUCACCCAGCCGCAGUGCCCUUCACCGGGAAUGCCCUCGCAUACCUGUCAACUAAGCGGUCUCAUCAUUGUACCCUCGACAAAUUACACCGCAGGCCCCGUUGCAACCAUUCCGCCUUCCUCAUGGGCAGAUACCGUCAACACCCGCCUCCUUUCUCCGAUCCUCACCGCACAGGCCUUCCUUCCCCUUUUGACCCUCCGUAACAACAGCAGCACCAUCGUCUUCGCCUACCCAGCUAUCUCCUCAUCCUUAUCCGCCCCCUUCGCCGGUCCAGAGGUCACCGCCACCAGCGCCAUCUCCGCCUUUGCGGCCUCUUUGCGACAAGAGCUCCAGCUUCUUGAGCGUGGCAAUGUUGAUAUCGUGGAGCUCCGCAUGGGCAACAUUGACCUGGGCCCUGCUUACCGUAACUCGCAGAGCCAGAUCGCUGGAACAGAGGUAUUGGCUUGGAGCGUCCAGCAGCGCGCCCUUUACGCUCCUCAGUACAUGUCUAGCGUUGAACAGCGACCUGUCGCAUCUGCGGGCCCUGGUGCCACGCGUGGUUCUUCGGCACGGUACCUCCAUCAUGCUGUGAUGGAUGCGCUGGAGCCCUCGACUGUGAAUUUCCUUGGACGGAAGAAGUCCAAGAAGUCAGUCAUGUACGUGGGCCGGGGCGCCCGAUCCUACAGCGUGAUUGGCGCAUGGGUUCCGAGUGGACUAGUGGCCCUAAUGAUGGGUUACCACACUGGUCAUUCAGGCAACGAAAGCCCCAGCAGUGGUAGCGAAACCAGCUGA